Molecule: messenger RNA, 1879 nt
Organism: Gigantopelta aegis
Lineage: Eukaryota; Metazoa; Mollusca; Gastropoda; Neomphalida; Peltospiridae
Exons: 5
Coding region: 708-1334 (208 amino acids)
Source: RefSeq, a predicted model, not a curated record
UAGUGGAGGGACACGCCAUAUUUAAAAUUUUUAUUUAUAUAGAGUUUGCAAAAAAAAAACCCGCACAUUUUCGACCUCAAAUGGGGCAUGGGCUUCAAGUGAAUAUAUACAAUACGUUUGAACGAAUUACUACUUAUUAUCUAAAUAUGUUCGCAAUGAAGUAAAUUUUAAAUUAUCAUGAGCUUUAGGCCUUACGAAUGACAGAUACAUAAAUAUAGCAUUGGGUUCUUUUUUUUAACAGUUAAGGCAAAUUAAAAAGUGAACGAAAUAAAAUUUAUAAUAAAGGUAGCAAUUAAAUAUUUUACUCGGAGCAUAAACUUAAUAAGCCUACUGUGAAAUGCAACUGGUAACUGUUAAUAAUUAUAUAUUUAUUUAAGUAAGGUGCACACUUAACUUUUUUCGGUUAGUAUAGUAUUAUAAUUUCCAAUAUGGUUGGCUGAUUUCGUUUUUUAAGUGUUGAUUUAUAUUAUUAAAAAAAACACAAUGGACAAAGAAAAAGGUUAAUGUAUAUGUUACGACCACUCUUUUUUGAUGUUUGAGGUCAUUCACCCCCUGUGGGAGGUAAGAAAAAAUGCUGAUUCAGAAGACGAAAUCAGUGAGAGGGUACAUAUAUAAAGUGGGUCGGUUUUCAAAUUCGUUCAUUCACUGGAAGAAGACGGCAGACAUUCAUCCUUUCACUCACUGGAAGAAGACAUCAAAGAUUCAUUAUGGCGAUCAUUCUAUCUACAACAGUAGUUUUCUUCGGAGUCUGUUUCGGCAUACUUAACGCAGAGAGCCCAUUCUCUGCUUGGAAUCGUAAACUGACGAUGUCGGAUGGCCAGGUGAUUACAGUGAGUGAACACGCUGAGAUCGUGGGAACCAAGCAGAUCUUGAUGAAUUCCGUCGAAACAGCGCUGAAGGACGCCCGCAUCUACCGGUCACAGAGCUACCAUGAUUUCAAUACAGGUGUUCUGGGAAUUAAAUACAUUCCAUUUGGAGAAGAAAAUGGAGCAGCUUGCAUGAUUGGUCAGGUAUCCAAGAAUUACGAGACAACCCUCGGCGAUUUGACAAACAGAGCGGGUUCGACGAUUGACACGUGCCAGGCACCCAAACAGUACAGAGCUGUUGACGAGAUCACAAAUUCUGGAAGUGCUGACGUGGAUAACUUCUGUGGAAGCGUGCCCAUGUACCAAAUGAAAUUGGCCCGAUUCCAGCUAGGAGUGGUCGAUAUAGUUGGCGUGCCCCUGUUACCAUGGAGAGUGCAAACAGUGUGUAUCUAUGGCCCAAUAGAUUGGUUUUUUACAGAAAGCGUACCAAUGCAGCAAGGUCUUUUCAACCCUGGCUACCCUUAUUAAACAAUUACAUAAGACCAGGCAUCACCAGCAAAAUAAUAAUAAUAAAAAAGAAAUAAUAAUUUUAAAAAUGCAUGUAAUUAAAAUAUCUGAUAUAUAAGUUUUUACAGUUUUGGAUGGGUACUCUGAAGUGGAUUUUUAAUACAUUGUAUUAUUUUAAUAACUGGAUUACCCCUGACCCUACAUUUACCCAAUCUUCCAUCCAUUUUCUGGAUUCUCUAAAGGAUAUCCAGCUGCAAUAUUAAAACAAAAAUGUUUAAAAAAGCUUUAGUUAUUCAAAUACCUGUACUUAAAUAUAAUUGUGUAUGUAUUUUGUCGUUUUCUUAUAAUAAAAUGUUCUAUUCAACACAUACAUUUCUGUUGUUUUGUUAAUAUUUACAUUAACAUAAACUGUCUUUAAAUGGUAAACUUAUACGGCUAAAAUUCUUGUUUAUAGUAACCAAAUAUAUAUACUACUGACUACAUGUAGUAACAGAUAUGCUGGUCCGUAUUUUAUCGUAUUUACAAAAGCUUUAGUUAUUCAAAUACCGGUACUUAAAUAUAAUUGU